This is a messenger RNA of Thunnus maccoyii (southern bluefin tuna), 3626 nucleotides long. It is a transcript of the gene c13h21orf91, whose product is annotated as chromosome 13 C21orf91 homolog. Bases 166 to 1038 code for a protein of 290 amino acids. The transcript has 5 exons. The record is from RefSeq and is a predicted model, not a curated record. NCBI's taxonomy places the organism in Eukaryota, Metazoa, Chordata, Actinopteri, Scombriformes, Scombridae.
CGCUGAGAACGGAGAGAGGUUCCUGCAGCUUCUGUGGGUUUUGCCGUGACGUGACGCGCAGUGUUGUCUGAUGUUUGUGUGCUUACCGGGGCGAAGAAGACCCAAACAAAAGGGAUAUCUGUCCGAAGGUCCUCUUUAAGAUAAAGUUUUUCCCCCAGAGGCACCAUGGAUGAAGAAGAGCAGUUUGUGAACAUUGAUCUGAACGAUGACAAUAUCUGCAGUGUCUGCAAGCUAGAGACGGAAACAGGGACCUUAUCUUUCUGCCAUGUCUGCUUCGAACUCAGCAUUGAAGGUGUGUCCUCUGCUACCUUGUUGCACUCAAAGUCCCUGCGCGGCCACAGAGACUGCUUUGAGAAAUACCACCUCAUUGCCAACCAGAAGCUGUCACGUUCCAAGGUCUCCAGAAGUGCCUACGAGGGCAUGAAGCUGGCCCUCAGCCAGAAACUGAACCGCAUCAUCCAGUAUGCCCAGAACAAAGACUCUGUCUCCUCCAAUGGCCCCAGCCGACGGGGGGCCAAGCUUCUUUGUUACAGCCAGCAAAGUGACUGCAAGCUGCUGCCCCAGUCAGAUGCCCAGGUGCCCCGCUACGCACCCCACUGGGAAACAGGCAAAGCAACAGGGCUGCCCGAUUACACUAUGGGGAUGCUGGAAUGCCACACAGCGGAGGAACUCGGGCUGCUGCAGGAGUCACAAGGUGACGUCUGGUCCAGUGACGGCAGGAAAGGUCUACACAACCGGAAUCAACCGUCAGGAGGACAGACACAGCACAGACACCAGGGCCACAGCAGAGAUGAAUUGACUAAAAUGAGUGUGGAUGAGCUACAUCAGCUGAAUGCCCAGCUACUGAUGCAGAUUCAAAAGGUCUUCGAGGAGCUGACUGUGGCUGUGCAGGAGAAAGACUCGUUGGCGUCAGAGUUACACGUGCGUCACAUCGCCAUCGAGCAGCUCUUUAAGAACUGUGCCAAGCUGCCCUGGCUGCACAUUAGCAGGGCCGGGGUGAAGGCCAGCAGCAGCAGCACUGGCAGCCCCGUGGAGUAAGGUGCUGGAAGAUAGCGGGAGGUCUGUCCUGUCUCUGCUACUGGGAGGAAGCUGACAAAACACCUCCACGUGCUGGCUGCAGCGAGGCUGAAAAAUGCCUUGAUGUAUACUGACUGACUUUUACAACACUACGAUGAUGUUGAGUUUUUAGCUCUGCAUUAGGACAGCAUUAAGGGCUGCAUUGACAUGGCCUCCGAUCUCGUGGUUGCGGUGAUGAUGCAAGGAUUAAUGAAGGUUUGCAGUUUUUAAAAAAAAAUUGCUGGUUUGGCAUGUGACCUGAAUUCUACCCAACCCAAUCUAAGUACCCAGUAAGCAUGUCUUCUGGGUACUUAGAGUCGUCUGGCCCCAGUACACGAUGAGGACAUGUUCUUACUGGACAUGAUCCUUUGAAGAUUUACCUUAAUACAGACUGAGAAACUCCUUUUCUACAUAAUUUCACAAAAACGGUAGCUGUUGGUUUUAUUUAGUUUUGUUUAUUUUGCUGUCCAAAAUUUCAGUUUUCAUUGUUUCAUUUUCUGUAGAUAUAUCCUCUUAAGCUUUUUUUUUUUCUUCUGAUUAUGUCAUCCGCGGAUAUUCAAAUAUGGGUUUUAGCACUGCUUAAUGCUCCUCCAUAUGCUAUCUGAUGGUUCUCUGUUGAGGAGAGUUACAGUAUUUUAUAACAUGGCUCUGGUGAAUACUUAAUGCAGAGUAGCUGGAUGGUGUCAGUCUUAUUCAUACUUUAAGGCACUGCCAGCAUUAGUGUUUAAUUACCGUUCUAACAUAAAGCGCUAACAUGGUUUAAGCUUCGUCUGCAGCUGCACACUGGCAAUAUAACGGCUUGAAACGAGUUAUCGAUUUGCAUUCAAACUGCCCAAAUUUGACAUGAUUAUUUGUAAACUGUGGUCUUCAGAAGAAUUUACAACUGUAUAUAUCAGGUAGAUUCGAUAGUAAUGAACUUCUUCUGCUAAAGAAAAUGCCAAUAAUUAUACAUACUGACAGUGACAAAGCUUUGCCGAAUUCCUUUAAAAUAACACCUUUAAAAUUGUAACAUAUUGAUCAAGUCUUAUCUAGAAAAUAGCAUGAGCAAGUGCAAGACAACACCCAAAAGUACCCUACAGCAUCACUGCAACAAAGACAAAUCAGAGUGUGAAAGUUACCAAAGCUAUACUAGCUGUGCAGUUUUUUGUUUGUGAUGUGAUGACUAUUUUGAGAGUGUCCAUGAUCUAAUACUUGGUAACAGUUGUAUGACAAGUAUUAAGUAGAAAUAUCAGUUAAUAUACCCUCUCAAUGGCUUAAAGUUAUACCUAUUCUGUUUUUUUCUCUAUUAUUGCUGGUGAGAUUUACUUGAUAUUUAGUACAAAGCUGUUUAUUGUCUGUAUAGUGGUCAAGCACAAGUUGUAUGUAUGGCUAUACGCUGGAUGGGCGUUAUUGGAAGAGGAAAGUUGAAACUACUGGAAAAGAAAUCCAGCUGCCAAACCAAAGUCUGUAUUUGUUCUAUAUGUGAACUGCAAGCAUUUGGCUGAUAUAGAUUCCAUUAACAGAGCAAGAUGCAAUACCAAACUGAUUUAAAAUGUGGCUUAGUGAUUUACUUCUAGGUUUGGUUCAAUGUGUGUGGUAAUGAAACAUAGAUUUUUACUCUAAAGGUGAUGCUGUGGAAAUGAUUUGUUCUUGUAUACACAGUGUAUGAUUUACGAUUAGUUUUAUUUAUCUUUUUCAUUUUUUCUUUCCUGUCCAAUGUUAACUUUUGUUGCCCUUAUGUGUGAGAGCUUAGUUGAUGUCACAGCAAUACAAACAGGAUAUUUGGUCUACUGUGCCUCUGGAGGUCCCUGAUUUUAGAUCAAAAGGAGACUAAGAAGGACAGGGAUGGUAUUAACAGUAUCAGUGUUUUAAGCCUGCAGUUUUGGUUAGUUUAUUAUUCAGGAACCCUAUGCAAGAAAGAGACUAAUAAAUCAGAAGCCUUAUUUAGUAGAAAAUAUUUGUUAUCUGAGUUUUUCUCAGAGGUCACAGAGCUACUUGAUUAUAAUAAGCUGGGGAAAGACUAGGUUAUUAAUCAGAUUGGUGUUUAGACAAACUCAGCAUUGUCAGUGUAUCUCUUUUGCUCUCUCUUUGUAAGAGAUUUAAAUGUAUUUGACCCCUUUUAGGGUUUAAAGUUACAAGUUUUAGCUCCAUUUUAAACGUGUAUCUUUAUUUGGAUAACUGAAUUCAGUGUGCUUGAGUAUUCAGAUUAUUGGUCCUUAAUGCAAAUUUUCAGUCAUUCAGUCUUCAGUUGUAUGUUUUUUAUUUGUGUUUUAAAUAUGAAUGCCGUGUGUUUUUGUAUACUGUGGAAACAUGGCUGGGCCUUUGCCUCUGCUCAGCAGUUUUUGGUCGUGUGUUCUGGUGCUUGUUAUCUUUUGCUGGAGACGUAAGCAUACCUGUUACACUUCCACCUCCUACCUUUUUUGACUUGACUCUUCAUUUGUUUUCUAAUGUUGAACAAGGCUGCAUUUGUGUUGUGUGAUGUUUUACAUUCUAUUUAUUGUGUGUGUUCAUGGACCUUACACAGCCUGUGUGAUUUGUGCUUUGUAUUUUUUUGUAAAAUAUUUCAAUAAAAUGAAAUUAUUUUUACUACA